ACUCGGCCCUGAACCAGAAUCCAACCAGAAGAGCAUCGAGGAGCAACCAGGACCAGAAGAAGAAGAAAGACCUUCACACUCGUGAUCCUCAGACCCGACUCGGAGUUUCCUUUCAUCUUUGUGUGUUUUUUCAAAGUGUGUCGUCGCACAAUAAGUGUGUGUUUGUUCUGAACGUCAUCGAGCUCUAACUCCUGCUGAGAUGUUUCCAGAGGCGAACAAAGGCUACAGCUACGAGGACUGUAAGCUCACCUCUGAUUGGCUGCUGGCCCAGACGGACGUGCGCCCCCUGGUGGGCAUCGUGUGCGGCUCCGGCCUGGGGGGGCUGGCCGACAUGCUGAAGGACCAGGUGGUCUUCAACUACAAGGACAUCCCCAACUUCCCCCAGAGCACCGUUCACGGACACGCCGGGCGCCUGGUGUUCGGAACGCUGAGGGGCCGGCCCUGCGUCUGCAUGCAGGGCCGCUUCCACCUGUACGAGGGCUACGCCAUCCAGAAGAUCACGCUGCCCAUGCGGAUCUUCAAGCUGCUCGGCGUGAACACGGUGAUGCUGACCAACGCCGCCGGGGGUCUGAACCAGGACUUCAAGGUGGGAGACAUCAUGAUCAUCAAAGACCACCUCAACAUGCCGGGCUUCGCCGGCAACAACCCGCUGGCCGGGCCCAACGACGAGAGGUUUGGCGUGCGGUUCCCGUGCAUGUCCGACGCCUACGACCGGGAGCUGCAGCAGCUCGCCAUGGACGUGGGCCAGGAGCUCGGGUACGGAGACUUCCUGAAGGAGGGCGUGUACUGCGUGCUGGGCGGACCCUCGUUCGAAACCAUCGCCGAGGUCCGCAUGCUGCACCGACUCGGCGCCGACGCUGUUGGCAUGAGCACCGCCCCCGAGGUCAUCGUGGCACGCCACUGCGGCAUGCGCGUCUUCGCCCUGUCGCUGAUCACCAACAAGGCGGUGAUGGACUACGACAGCGAGGAGAAGGCUAACCACGAGGAGGUGCUGCACAUCGGGAAGCAGCGGGCGGAGCAGCUGGAGCGGCUGGUGUCCACCAUGGUGACGAGGCUGGAGCACAACAACGACUGCGUCUGAGGCGCCGG
Molecule: messenger RNA, 1089 nt
Organism: Limanda limanda (common dab)
Lineage: Eukaryota; Metazoa; Chordata; Actinopteri; Pleuronectiformes; Pleuronectidae
Gene: pnp5a
Product: purine nucleoside phosphorylase 5a
Exons: 6
Coding region: 200-1081 (293 amino acids)
Biological process (GO): nucleoside metabolic process
Cellular component (GO): cytoplasm
Molecular function (GO): purine-nucleoside phosphorylase activity
Source: RefSeq, a predicted model, not a curated record